Neurospora hispaniola is the source of this 498-nucleotide messenger RNA. RefSeq lists its product as uncharacterized. The record is from RefSeq and is a predicted model, not a curated record. Bases 104 to 442 code for a protein of 112 amino acids. NCBI's taxonomy places the organism in Eukaryota, Fungi, Ascomycota, Sordariomycetes, Sordariales, Sordariaceae. The transcript has a single exon.
UCGGUGCUAUCUGCGACGGUAUCGUCACCACAACACAAUGUGCGCCAAGGUCGGGAAAUAAUGCCACCUUAAGAGGUGACGAGGGCCUAUUUCACAAGGAAAAAUGGACGUCAUGUCGUGGGGAGCGAAGUCUACCACUACAGUGGCUCAGUGGUACCCUCUAUCAUCGUAUGGAGAUUCCGCUUCGAGCGAAGGGGUAGUCGCUGUGGACGGCAUCCGCAAUGAUCGCAUCAAGAUGUCGAGGUGUCGUGGCGCCAUAUCGCGCGAACCUCGGUUUAUGUUGAUUUUUUGGAAUUUUAGGCGGGGCAAGUCGCCGCGGCAGCUGCGGUUGCUUUUGUUGGACGAGGAAGUAGGCGACGCGUCGGCAGCAACACAGGCUAUCGGUAUUAAGACACCCACGUCGUUUCGACAUUCCGUUACACGGCUGACACAGAGACUGUAAGCUUCAGGCUUCGAAUGGAUGCUGUGGACGUAAUGUUCGACGAACCGGGCGAGUGG